Molecule: messenger RNA, 2718 nt
Organism: Aspergillus nidulans FGSC A4
Lineage: Eukaryota; Fungi; Ascomycota; Eurotiomycetes; Eurotiales; Aspergillaceae
Product: protein gcpE
Exons: 2
Coding region: 1-2718 (905 amino acids)
Biological process (GO): microtubule cytoskeleton organization; microtubule nucleation
Cellular component (GO): spindle pole body; gamma-tubulin complex; spindle pole
Molecular function (GO): gamma-tubulin binding
Source: RefSeq, a predicted model, not a curated record
AUGGCGGCUGGCGGGACCUCGACAAGCACAACGGAGCUGCUUAUCUCUGCGGUCGCAAAAACGGGCAAGGACACUGCUCAUUUCCGGGCCCUGAAGCGUCGCGUUGAUGAAGCUUUCAGGACGUCGUCGCACGGGCGAACCGAUCAGUUCGCUGUAGCAAAGCAACUCGAAGGGCUACUCGAAAAGUUCCGGGUUCUAAAUAGGGACGACUUGGCCGAGGCGCUUCAGCCGAGACUCGCUGAAUUGGACCAGCACCGCGGGGCCGUGUUCCCAGAGAUCCUCUCUUUUCUACUACAGCUUGCCGAUAGACCGGCCCAGCUUGCGAAGGUUGAUCGGCUAUUGAAACUCCAACCUGAGAAAGAAGAAAAGCAGCUCUCGUGGACCGAUCUGGAUGCCUCCGGGACCGCAUACUGCGACGAGGAUAUUUGGGAAAGCGUAGACUAUGGCGCUAGCUCAUCUGACGACGACGACGUUUCUUCAGUAUCCAGCGGUGUCCAGGCUGCUAGGAACUUUACUCAGAUUACUUCAGAAGAUGACUAUGUGAUUCCCGACUAUAUCUUCUGUGCAGGCCACGAUGAAGACCUUGUAAAAUCGAUCAAGAGCGUGCAAUUUUGGGAAGAAGAAACUCAGCGAGACCUUCUAGAGUGCGCAAAGCUAGUCUCCUUCGAGGUAACCGAACUUCAGAUUGUGAGAGAGGCGAUUUUCAUGCUUCAGGGCUUACCAACGUCUCUAUUAAGGCGCAUUGACGGAAAUGUCGAAAUAGACCGGAGAUACACUCUUCCACAUUUGUCACACGAAGCUCUUUCGUCUGUCCUGCGCUCAAUAUGCGCUUGUGGAACGAAAAUUGACAUUCUAAGACGAUUUACCAGAACGCCACAAUCCGCUGCUUACAUGCAAACGCUCCAUCGCAGCACCGAGGAUUGCUUACACAAGUUUGACAAAUUUCUCUCGGAGAUGCAGAACAAGUUCCUUUCAAGGGACUCGUCUGUGGCUGUCAGUCUCCUGCAGCUGUUGGACGAUGUUCAACGCGAAUCAAAACUGCUCACUCUUCUGGCCGACCUCGUUUCCAAUCUUGACCGAACUGCGGUAGAUAGCGUUCAGUGCUUGGACCAGUUAUUUGACUUAGUGUGCAUCACGCAAGCUGCCGGAGAUGACGAGAAUUUUGCUCGCUUAGCUGAAAUCUUCUUUGCCUCGCUUGAGACCUACGCUCGUCCUCUUUACCGUUGGAUGGAGACCGGUCAGCUUGAAGAUUCAUCGCUGUUCUUCGUCUCUGCGAAUCAUGAGAAAAAUGACUUGCGGACAUUAUGGCAUGACUGGUACUUGCUGGAGACAAAACCAGAGCUGGCGAAGAUACCCAAAUUCAUCCGCCCCUUUGCCCACAAGAUAUUUAUCACUGGUAAAAGUAGGGUCUUCUUGAACCGGUUGAAUCUGGCAGACAGUUUAGAAGCACCGAGGAAAACUGCCCUCAGUUUUGAGGAUAUUUACCCUUCCAACUUGUCUUCUACCUGUCUGCCUUUCUAUGCACUGCUAGAGUCCGCUCUCAACGACGUCAUUAACGAGAAUCACGCAUUCACAUCAUCUCUUUUGCGAAAGGAGUUAGACGAGCGAUGUGGGUUGUGGAUAUCUCUCCAGGCACUCGAGCAUAUCCAUCUCUGCAAAGAUAUAAGUCUAAUCGGGCCAAUCGACACCAAAAUCUUUGAACUAAUCGACCGAAGAAAGGGCGGCUGGAAUGAUCGGUUUCUUCUCACAGAACUCGCCCAGGAUACAUUCGGUUCGCUGCCCAUCAUUGAUUCAUCUCGCCUCAUCGUCCGUUCUGCGAAAGACCAUGACACACGCAGCCGAUCAGUAAAGGUACUUUCAAGCCUAUCUUUCGAUUACAUCCUUCCGUGGCCUGUAGCAAACAUCAUCACGAAGGACGGUAUUGCCGCGUAUCAGCGCGUCUCAAACUUCCUGAUGCAAAUCCGCAGGGCAAAAUAUAGCAUCGUAAAGCAGCGCCUGCAGUACCUCAACCACGACACAAAUCAGGCCAAGGGUUCCAAAGGGCAAACACUCAGCUACGCAAUUCGGCACAACCUACUCUUCUUUCUUAAUGUGCUUUAUAGCCAUCUCACAGGCUUCGUGAUAUCAUCUACCACUCAAUCUCUACGGAAAUCUCUCUCCACUGCUCACGACGUCGAUGCAAUGAUAGCCGCGCAUAGUUCAUUUAUGGUAACUCUGGAAGAGCAAUGCCUGCUCUCCAAAAAUCUCCUACCGCUUCACCAGGCAACACUCAGUAUCCUCGAUCUCUGCAUAUCCUUUGCCGACUUGCAUGCCACCCGCUUCCAGCACCAACCCCUACACUCCGACCCGACAAGAUCACCUCGGAGGCAGGCCCCUGGGAAGCCCUUUAAAACUGGUCUAUCGCCUACACCCCGCAAAAUCCGCUAUGAGUAUUCUUACGGCGACGAAGAAGACACAGACGAGGAGUUCGAGGAAGUCAACUCCGAAUCUGACGAGUCUGACGAAGCCAAAGGUUAUAUAUCACCGCCUCAUGGCGCCUCUCUUCAUGAAUCUCAGUACCUUCAGCGCCUGAGGAAUAUCCAGGAACAAUUCAAUCGCCUCGUUGCGUUUAUUGCCGCAGGGCUAAAGGGCGUUGGGCGCGUUAAUGGGCAGGUUAGCUGGGAGAUGUUGGCUGAGAAGUUGGAAUGGAGGAACGAAAGGGUGACUGGGUGGUCGUAA